UAGUGACUUUUCUACAGAAAAAUAACCAGAAAUUUCUAUUUAUUUUGACAAUUAAACUUCAAAAUAAACAACAAUAAUUUUACUAAUUAAAAUAAUGAAUUAUCAAUCAAUUAAUUAAUUUAUAAAAAUAAUUAAAAAGUAAACAUGGAACUUGGAAAUUUAAACUCAUAUUUAUCUAAUCCUUCACACGAAAAUUUAUUUACCCAGUUUUUCCAUGGAUGUAUCGACGAAAUUUGCGGUUACCCUGGUCCAAGUUAUCAGCAAUUUGUAAAUAUAGGUUGGAGUAACGAUGAAUAUAAAUAUUUUCAUAAAUAUAUCAGUAAAUUAUUAAAAAAUCCUCUGGUACUUUACUGCGAUAUGACGAAGAUGCCGCAGGAAUUUCUCGAGUUGCCUGAAAACAUGAAACCAAAAAUAAUAUCAUGUGUGAAUGUGCGAUUAGAAAAACUAACGAGCGCAUUGAUAACAGAAGUGUCCCAGAGAGAAAAGUCGACGGUGACUGACUUUGACUGGAGAGUGAAAAUGAUCAUGGGCUCGAGCCAUGUCGCCUCUUUGAAGCUGCCGGUUGUCCAACUGGACCUUCUUGUUAAGGAAAAAAAUAUAAAAGAUAUCAUCAAUGUAGAGAUGGAUCGUGACCAGUUGGAUUGUUUUAUUAAAACACUUGAAGCUGUUAUAUAAAUUUGUUUUAGUUGUUAUAUAUAUUAAUAAAUUUUUUUAGUAUUAUUUA
Messenger RNA from Microplitis mediator, 724 nucleotides. Its product is annotated as COMM domain-containing protein 8-like. The transcript is spliced from 3 exons. The record is from RefSeq and is a predicted model, not a curated record. The coding region runs from base 145 to 675 and encodes 176 amino acids. NCBI's taxonomy places the organism in Eukaryota, Metazoa, Arthropoda, Insecta, Hymenoptera, Braconidae.